This is a messenger RNA of Plutella xylostella (diamondback moth), 6921 nucleotides long. It is a transcript of the gene Zir, whose product is annotated as dedicator of cytokinesis. Gene Ontology annotation, molecular function: guanyl-nucleotide exchange factor activity. Gene Ontology annotation, biological process: positive regulation of GTPase activity; small GTPase-mediated signal transduction. Lineage: Eukaryota; Metazoa; Arthropoda; Insecta; Lepidoptera; Plutellidae. The record is from RefSeq and is a predicted model, not a curated record.
UGUCAAAAACGCAAAGUUUUCCGAUUUCGCGUCUAAACAAUUUCUUGUUUUCACUUUGUUUUCUUGAAGAUUUAUGUGAAAAUGUAAUGAAUAUUGACAACAACUGAAACUUACACUGCCACAUAAUGACGCUGGGUCGCAAACACACCCAAUCUUCCGGGAAUGCUGGGGACAUCAGGAAGGUCUAUGCUAGCCAUUCGAAGGUCGGCAGUCUCUCAACCUGCUCGUCUUCGAUAUCCCUAAAUGACAUGAUCGAGCCUCCGGACUGGGAGGAGGUGUCGGAGCGGCUGAUGGGAGAGAAUGACCCGCUGGCGUACCCACCUGAUGAUGUCAACCUGGUGACGGUUCCCAAGAAGAUACGGACUGUAGAGCAUGUGCUGCCUGAUGAGGAUCUGUCCAAAGCCUCGAUGUUCGUCCGCGACUGCAUCCGCACCUACACGUCCAACUACUCCGUGGUCGAGUACGCGUACCGCUGCUACUCGGGCUCCGUGAUUGGUCGCGAGCGGCUGCUGGAGCGGCUGGAGCGUGUGGGGGCCGCGCCGCCGCAGCAGUAUGAAGUGGAUAUGGAGCCGCAGCAGUUGCAGGACUUACAGACCGAAUCCCAAUCCCAACCAUCCAGCGGGCGUCAAUCAGUCGCCUCCAUGUCCUCAUCCUCAUCAUGCAACGAGACGCUCACUCCGCGCGGUUCCUGGGCCAGUCUCGACCUCCGCAGCUCCUCCUCCGACCCGCUACUACCGGACCUCUUUGACAAGAAGCCCAUAGAGCAGAUAGACGCCAUCAACGAGGCGAGACGCAUGGAGAAUAGGCAGGCGGAUUUAAUGGGGUUAUACUCGUCGUAUCUUGAUGAUGAAGAUGCGGUGGAGAGGAGGAUGCCGGCGGAGAUGCCGUGUGAAGUCAUGGGGCACAGGAUCAUGGUGGUGUGCCAUCAGUUGAAACUAGAGCUGGACAUCGAGCCUAUAUUUCUGUCCAUGGCUUUAUACGACGCGAAGGAGAAGAAGAAGCUGACGGAGAACUUCCACUUCAACCUGAACUCGGAGUGCACGCGGCAGAUGUUGGCAGCUCAUGUGCCAACUGCUGCACUGUCUACGCUUAGCAGGAGCUGUAUCUUCGACCUGCUGAACCCAUCAGCCGACGUGUUCCUCGUCAUCCGCAUGGAGAAGGUGCUUCAGGGAGAUGUCAACGAAUGCGUGGAGCCCUAUAUGAAGGAGGACAAGAACCGCGAGAAAGUCCGCGCGAGCGCGCAAGCGGCGUGCAACCGGCUCGGCAAGUUCCGCAUGCCGUUCGCCUGGACAGCUGUCUCGCUCUCGCACAUCGUGAGCGGGUCUAACAGCCUCGAGCGAGAGGGAGACAAGGACAACGUGUCGGUGUCGUCGCAGGGUAGUAAUAGCUUGGACCGCAAAGCCUCCUCAAGCAGCCUAGAACAGCUACGGCGGCGCGCCAACGAAGCCGGCGGCUCGCUCACCCGCAAGGGAUCCGUGGAGCGCCGCGCCGAGCCGCCGCCGUCCAUGUCCACCUUUAAACGAACUACUAUUAGCCUUACUAGUCUGUUUAAACAGGAAACCGACAAGCUCCGAGACGAAGACCUCUACAAGUACUUGGCUGAGAUCAAGCGGCCGAGCGCCGCGCCGCGCAAGCUGAAGUGUAUACCUGGCACGUUGAAGAUAGAAGUCAUGCCCUGUCCUGAUGAGAUCAUGAAUGGAUUGACGCCUGAACUGGCGAAAUUGCAUCCUUAUGGAGACGACAACGUCCGUCCGUGCAAGGAGAUUAUCUCGUUCCCGCUGCAGCCGCCGCCGGUACCGCACUAUCAGUACAGAAACUUACUGUACGUGUACCCGAAAGAGAUCUUCUUAGCUGCCUUCCCGUCUAGAGCCAGGAAUAUUACCGUCCGUAUACAACUGCUAUCAGGCGAGAACCAAGAGGACGCGCUGCCCGCCAUCUUCGGACGAAGCUCCUGUCCAGAGUUCAGCACCGAGGCCUAUACCACCGUGCUGUAUCAUAACAAAAACCCGUCCCUCUACGACGAGAUCAAGCUCAAACUACCCGCCGAUCUAGGCGACCAGCACCACCUGUUGUUCACGUUCCUGCACGUGUCGUGCCAGCGCAAGCCCGUGCCGCAGGGGCAGGAGAAGGACCUCACCACCGUGCUGGGCUACUCGUGGAUCCCGCUCUGCCGCAACGGCAAACUAACCUGCGGCGAGUUCUCCCUGCCCGUUUUACUGGAGCCCCCGCCGCGGCACUACUCGUACAUCUCGCCCGACGUGCAACUGCCCGGCACGCGCUGGCUCGACAACCACAAGCCCGUGCUGCUCGUGACCCUGCACCCGCUGUCUACUGUGCACCCGCUGGACAGCAGUAUCGAGCGGUUCGCGAUCGCGUGCGAAGCGAUACAGGAGGGGAAUAUACCGUCGCGGAUCGGACUCACCAACAUGGAGGCCGAGCUGAGAGCCAGCAUAGCAGAACUCCCGACAGCCAACGUACAAACCCUCGCCCGCUACAGCAGCGUGCUGCUGGACAAGCUGGUGGCGCUGCUGGUGACGUCACCCGCGCUGGCCGGCGCGCCGCUCAACAUAGCGCAGGACGCCUUCACGUGCCUCGCGCAGCUCUUCACUGACAUCACUAACAUGAACGAAGGCGCGACAUGUGACGCGCACAACCGCUCGUCCAUCCUGAGCACGUACAUCCAGUACCAGUGCCAGAUCCCGCGCCCCGCGCUCACCGACCAGGACGUGGGGCUGCCGCUGCCGCCUACUGUGCUGGUGGACGGGUCCUGCAAGGUGCUGCACGAGGAGCUGGCGCUGCAGUGGGUGGUGGCCAGCGGCGCCACGCGCGACCUGGCCAUGCACAACUCAUGGGCAUUCUUCGAGCUGAUGAUCAAAUCCAUGGUGGAAUACCUGUCGUGGUCGGGCGCGCGCGCGGCGGCCCGCAAGGCGCGCUUCCCGGACCACUACACCGAUGACGUCACCACGCUCGUCAACAACGUCACCGCCGAGAUCAUCGCCAAAUACGAAAAGAACAGCCGCCUAACCCAAAGCCUGAACAACAGCCUGGCCUUCUUCCUCUUCGACUUGCUCAGCAUAGCCGACCGGGGCUGGGUGCUGGCCCUGACCCGCGGCUACUGCAAGCAGGUGGCCGCCAAGAUCGCCUCGCUGCCCGACGCCGUCGUGCUCGUGCAUUACAAGCUAAACUUCAUGCGCAUAAUCUGCUCGCACGAGCACUUGGUCCCGCUGAGCCUGCCGCCCGCCCCGCGCUCCCGCCCGCCCUCGCCGCUCUCCUCGCGCGUGUCGGCCUCGUCGUGCGCCGCGCCCGCCCUCAGCGCCGCCUUCCGCGCCGCGCACUACCUGCCCGCCGCCUUGUUGAGCGAUGUGGCUGCUGCGCUGGAUCUGCCAAGCCCAGUGCUCCAGAACGCGGCAGUCAGCUCUAUCCUCGCCCUGCUCACAUCCCACGACGGAGACCCUCGCCUCUUGUCGGCGGAGAACAGGGCCCGCGUGGCCGCGCUCUACAUGCCGCUACUGAGCGUCGCCAUGGACGCCUGCCCGCUGCUGAGCCGCCCCGGGAACGCUAGCAGCGAUAUACUGCCGCUGGACAAUGACUUGGACUUCCUCGAUCAGUUCUACCCGACCGCGUCGCCGGAUGGAGAAAACAAGCCGCCUUCCCGAGCCCCAUUCAACAGCGAGACCUCCCGCAACCUGCUGCUCCUCGUCUGCUGGGUCCUCAAGUGGUCUUCAGACUCGGCGCUGGCGGCGUGCGUGGGCUCGCUGUCGCGCCGCCGGCUGCUCGCGCUGCUGCAGCUCGUGCACCGCUGCUUCGCGCACCACCAGUACAAGGGUCGCAAAGAAACGAUGCAGCGCACUCAGCAAACCGGCGGCGACAUCAAGGCGCGGCUCGAGGACGUCAUCCUGGGCCAGGGCUCCGCCAGGGAGGACUUCAUCAUGAGGAGGAAGGCGGGCACCCAGAUGUCCGGCAAGCGCGAGCGCUGGCGCAAGGAGUGCUGGGGCCGCCCGCCCCCCGCGCCGCCGCCGCCCCCCGCGCUCGCCCCCGCCCUCGCCGCUGAGGUCUCCAUGACGCUGCUGCAUACGAUUGAGAUUAUUGUUAAGACAUGCAGCGUGCUGGAGUGCGGGCAGGCGGUCGCCACGGCCGCGCUGCAGGUGCUGCUGGCCGCUCUGCAGCGCCCCCAGAGCGUCUCCGUGCUGCAGCACAUGCUGGCCACCGUCAGAUCACUCAUCAUUAAGCUGGGCGGCGCAUGCGGCGUAGAAGGGCGCGUGUGCCGCGUGGUCCUCGCCCACUGCGGCGCCGCGCACGCCGCCUCGCGCGCGCACGCCUCCGCCACGCUGUACACGCUCAUGCGCACGCACUACACGCUGCCGCAGAACUUCAGCGGCGUCAAGAUGCAGAUGACGAUGUCUCUCUCCUCCCUGGUCGGCACUCGGGACACGCUGAGCGAGCACUCUUUACGCCGCGCGCUCCGGACCAUGCUCACGUACGCCGAGCACGACCAGGACUUGGCUGGCACCAGCUUCCCGGAGCAGGUGAAAGACCUAGUGUUCAACCUGCACAUGAUCCUGUCGGACACGGUGAAGAUGAAGGAGUUCCAGCAGGACCCGGAGAUGCUGCUGGACCUGAUGCACCGCAUCGCGCGCGGCUACCAGCACAGCCCGGACCUGCGGCUUACGUGGCUCAGCAACAUGGCGCAGAAACACAUGGAGCGCUCCAACCACACGGAAGCCGGCAUGUGCCUGGUGCAAGCGGCCGCGCUGGCAGCGGAGGCGGCGGGCUGGUCGCGCGGCGCCGCGCUGCUGGAGCCGGUCACUCACAACGCGCUGCUCGAGGCCGUCACCGAGCCCGCCGCGCCGCCGCGCCUGCCUACAGAUCUGCAGGCAUUGCUAGAGCACGCGGCGAGUGAACUGAUGACGGCGGGCAUGUACGAGACCGUGAACGAGGUGUACAAGGUGCUCAUUCCGAUAGCGGAACAGAAUAGAGACUACAAGAAACUGGCCAAUAUACACGGCAAACUAACAGACGCGUUCACGCGCAUAGAGCAGCUGCACGGCAAGCGCGUGUUCGGCACGUACUUCCGCGUGGGGUUCUACGGAGCGCCCCUCGGAGACCUCGCCAACACCGAGUUUAUCUAUAAAGAACAUGCCUUGACGAAGCUGCCGGAGAUCUUUAGCAGACUCGAGAACUUCUACAGCCAGCGGUUCGGCGCGGACAACGUGGUGAUCAUCAAGGACUCGAACACUGUGGACGUAGCCGCCCUAGACCCGGACAAGGCCUACAUCCAGAUCACCUACGUGGAGCCCUACUUCGAGCCCUACGAGCUGAGGAAAAGGGUCACUACGUAUGAACGGAAUCAUAAUAUCAAGCGCUUCAUGUACUGCACCCCGUUCACGGCGGACGGGCGCGCGCACGGCGACAUCGCGGAGCAGUGCAAGCGCAAGACCGUGCUCACCACCGCGCAGCACUUCCCCUACGUCAAGACGCGCCUACAGGUUGUACAAAGAACGCAAAUCAUACUGACUCCCAUUGAAGUGGCGAUUGAAGACAUUCAAAAGAAGACGCAAGAGUUAGCGGCGGCGACUACGCAGGAACCUGCAGACGCCAAGAUGCUCCAAAUGGUGGUGCAGGGCUGCAUCGGCACCACCGUCAACCAGGGGCCGCUGGAACUCGCACAGGUGUUCCUGGCGCCGGUGGCAGAAGGCACACAGCCGCCCACGCGGCUCAGCAACAAGCUUCGCCUCGCCUUCAAGGACUUCUCAAAGAAAUGCCACGACGCUCUCAAGAAGAACAAGAACCUGAUCGGGUCGGACCAGCGCGAGUACCAGCGCGAGCUGGAGCGCAACCUGGCGCGCUUCACGGAGCGCCUCGCGCCGCUCGUGCAGCCCACGCCCGGACACGCCGCGCUGCUGUGCAAUGGACUCAACAAACCGGACUACAAGUUUCAAACAUAAACAAGAAGGAUGAUAUAUGAUGACUGAUGAGGAAGAACAUAUUGGAUAUGGGAGGUACAAAUGCAUUAAUAUUGAACACAUUAAUGCAAAAUCAAGCAAGUCAAGAAGUAGUGUCGAGCAUGCACUGUUUCUGUUAUUAUAAACAAUAUACUAGAUUUGGAUCCAGGUAGAAUUAAGGAUUCCUUAAAAAGCAAGAUACUCAUAGUUUCAGGUUAAGUACUACUUUAGAACUAAAAUGAUCCUCAUCGAGAAAAUUGGUUUCGGACGUAAAAUGACAUAAAAUACACUACAAAAAAAAAACAAAUUGGCUGAAGAUGAAAAGGAUUUUUUAUCAGAUCACUUUCGUUCUAAAGGUGUCAUGAAUGGUUAUGUAUUUACUUAUUUUAUAUUACUAACAAGACAUAAUUAAGCUUAUUUAGUUACUCGGAAGUUCUUAUCUCAGUUUUCAUAAUAUUUGAAAACAAAAUUUAUUAAAAUAUGUGCGUAUUGUGUUAAUUUCGUAAAUUUAUGUACUUUACACAUAGCGUAUUAUUUAAUGUGCUUAAAUAUUUUUAAAUGCACUUACAGACAAAACCAAGUUUAUUUAUUCACUUCAAUAUGUCUAGGCUAAGCUUUAAUUACUGUAUUAUUAAUCAAUGUCCAGUAUUUUAUAUUUAAACAAAAAAUAAAACCAAUGAUUUAUGACAAAAUGUAUUUAUUUUUUAAUAAUCUUAAGACAUACUAUAAGAUCACUCACGUCAUCAAAAUAAGUAAUUCUAAAUUAUGAAAUAUAAGUCUCCGUGCGUGUUCAUAUUGAACCUGCGUACGCGGUAGCAGACUGCUUCAUAAUCUAUUAUGAAAUUAUUAAUAAUCAUGUCAUAAUUUAUGAUUUAAUUUGAUAUUUCGUGAUCGCUGCCGCGCCCGCGAGUUCAAACUGACCGAUCGCUCUUAGAUUGAGGAAGUAUCCACGCCAAACAAAAUACAGUUCUAUUCCGAC